CCCUGCACGAGAUCGCGACAUAUUCAACCGAAACGCGUCUCAGUUGUUAAAGAUAUAAUGGCUCGUACUAAGCAAACCGCUCGCAAGUCCACUGGUGGUAAGGCACCUCGUAAGCAAUUGGCGUCCAAGGCCGCUCGCAAGUCGGCUCCCCCCACGACUGGUGGUGUUAAGAAGCCUCAUCGUUAUCGUCCUGGUACUGUCGCACUUCGUGAGAUUCGUCGUUACCAAAAGAGUACUGAGCUUUUGAUCCGGAAGCUUCCUUUCCAACGUCUUGUCCGUGAGAUUGCUCAAGACUUCAAGACCGAUCUUCGUUUCCAAUCCUCGGCAAUUGGUGCUCUUCAAGAGGCUGUUGAGGCUUACUUGGUCUCCUUGUUCGAAGACACCAACUUGUGUGCCAUUCACGGCAAGCGUGUCACAAUCCAACCCAAGGACAUGCAACUGGCUCGUCGUCUCCGUGGUGAGCGUUCUUAAGUAUAAAUUGCGAGUUGACGCAAAUCAACGCGCCGUGUUGCUUCCUUCCUGUUAUUGAUCACGUCCGUCAGUCGUUCGUUUAUUUUUGGGCGCUCAAUUCCUUGUUUGCUUAUGUGUACAUUAGUAAUGAUUAUAAUACGUUUUAAAGG
Messenger RNA from Schizosaccharomyces japonicus yFS275, 620 nucleotides. RefSeq names its product histone H3 h3.1. The record is from RefSeq and is a predicted model, not a curated record. Gene Ontology annotation, cellular component: chromosome; subtelomeric heterochromatin; mating-type region heterochromatin. Gene Ontology annotation, molecular function: chromatin-protein adaptor activity; DNA binding; protein heterodimerization activity. Gene Ontology annotation, biological process: heterochromatin boundary formation; DNA damage response; mitotic sister chromatid biorientation. The transcript has a single exon. NCBI's taxonomy places the organism in Eukaryota, Fungi, Ascomycota, Schizosaccharomycetes, Schizosaccharomycetales, Schizosaccharomycetaceae. The coding region runs from base 58 to 471 and encodes 137 amino acids.